AUAGUUCGAUAUUCGCGAAAGAUCUUUUUAUUCUUUCUACUUUCCAGCUCGCCGAAGUUUGUUACGAAAUUUUAGCGAAUCUGACGAAAUAGAUUAUAAGAUAACCUCGUCUACCUUAACGUCAUAUUGAGUGGAAGUAGCGCAGCAGGAUAUAACGUUUUCGAGCCCCAAAAAGGGAGGAAUAUUGAAUUUUCGGUACGACCUCUAUAUAUUUUUUUCAAUACAGGUUCUGUGUCCAUCAUUUAAAGAGAGUUGGGAUAUUUGUAAUUCAAGAUGUUUGCUGCCAGGGUUGUCCGACUACCGGUGGUUCUUUGCACAUCUGCUUCACAAUCCCUGAAGAGCGUGCAGCAUAAGACUGUUGGGCUAGCUAGAGUGAACCUAGGAGUGAGAGCACAGCAGUAUGCCAACCAGACUAGGCUAGGGGCUAAGAGGGCUGCGAAGACCAGGUCUAUAAAGGAGGUAGUCCAGGCACCUGCUUCAGGCUCUGCUGAUAUGAUAGGCAAGGGUUUGUUGUUGGGUGCUUCAGCUGCAGGCAUCGGUGCUCUGUGUUACUAUGGUCUUGGUCUCUCCAGUGAGGUCGGAGCAAUUGAAAGAGCAGCAAUCUGGCCACAGUAUGUUCGUGACAGGGUGAGAUCAACAUACAUGUACUUUGGAAUGGGGAUAGCAGCUACCACGGCCUCAGCCCUUGCUAUGGCUAGAAACCCAGCUCUCCUUAUGAGAAUUACUCCUAAAUCAUGGGUGGGAGCUCUUGGAGGUAUGGCCGUGAUCAUGGCCUCAGGGAUGGUGACGAUGUCUGUACCCUACACAGAAGGAAUGGGUCUGAAACAACUAGCAUGGAUGGGACACAGUGGUCUCCUAGGGGUUGUUCUAGCUCCCAUAUGCUUCAUGGGUGGACCUCUUCUCAUCAAGGCGGCAUGCUAUACUGCUGGAGUUGUUGGAGGUUUGUCUUGUGUUGCUAUGUGUGCACCCAGUGAUAAAUUCCUCUACAUGGGAGGUGCAUUAGCCAUGGGUCUAGGGGCAGUCUUUGCUGCAUCAGUUGGUAGCAUGUUCCUGUCUCCAGCCACAGCUCUAGGUUCAGGUCUUUAUGCUGUCAGUCUGUAUGGUGGUUUGGUGGUCUUUGGAGGAUUCAUGCUCUAUGAUACACAGAUGAUUAUGAAGAGAGCUGAACUCCAUCCUGUUAAUGCUCAGCGACCUUUUGACCCCAUCAACAGUGCCAUGACCAUCUACAUGGACACCAUCAACAUCUUCAUCCGGAUUGCAUCCAUUCUUGCUGGAGGAGGUGGAGGCAAAAGAAAGUAGAUUCCUUUCUUAUCUUGGAUUUUCAUAUCAAAGAACUUGAAAAGACUAUGAAAGACACUGUUUCAGUGAACCAAUGACAUCGCUAAGGGUCCUUCUAGCAAAGAGUUUUGAUAGAUUGCAACCAAACUUAAACUGAGAUUGAUGACAUAUGGAAAUAGAGAGGUAGGGAUUGAGAGAUAAAUUCAUUCCAAUACAUUGAGUAUCCAAUACUUUGAGUAAAACGCCUUUUCCUUGUGUUACAAAGCAUUCAUGCCUCCACUAGAUACACAUGUUGGCGACAGAACAGUGAUAUCCUUUCAAAGAGACCCAUUGAGCCAUAUGAUCAAUCUCAAUUUGAGAUUGUUCGGAAUCUAUGACAACUUGUCAGGCGGGACCCUAGUGUACAUCAAGAAAGCAAUAUCUGGAAAUGACACAUCAGCAAGCAUUGCGGAUGAAUCACAGAAACAUCAUAGUGAUGCCUACAUUAACACCUGUGGUUAAAGAAUGAGAACCUUAGCUUCAGAAUUCAGAGUUCUUUCAUUUCCAUCAUCUCUGGACUGAGAACAUCGGACACCCUGAAUGUGAACAUUGAGACGGACAGAGACGUCACUGCAGUGACUUUUUUCCAAUUCCGUCAUACAGAGAUCAAUGAUAUAUCAAUCAUUUAUUCUGCUUCAUUCUUUACCAGUCAGAGUGUACUGCAGCCUUAAUAUGGGAGUUGUAGGAAUGAUCUCGUGGCAUUAGCGACUCCAGCAGGUAAAGAAAUGAAUACCUUCCAAAAACAAGUGUAUUUGCUAAAUGUAUGUGGACAAAUGUAUUAAAAUCUUCUAAAGAAAAAAAAAGAAAUUUGAUGAAAAAUAGAAAGUUGAAAACUCUACAUGUUGUGAAUUUAACUAAGUCUAAGCAAAUAAUUGCUGGCAUAACAUACAAUACAGGCACCUUUGUCAAUCAAGAAAAAAUAGACACAUCCUAGUACAUUGUACAAUUGCAAUGUGUGGAAUGAUGUCGUGAAAAAAGGGAAUACAGUAAUACAGGUUUUGAGAAUCAUAGGAAAGUGUUCGUCAGCAAGGUUUAUAAUACAGAUGGACUUUGUCUGCAUCUCCAAAUGGCUUGAAGAAGUCCAAUUGCAAUGGGAAUUAGAGAAUUGUGUAAUCCAUGUUGCAUUGGGGUAGUUCAUUCAGUAGUUACAUAGUACUUGUACUUUCUUUAUAUAUGGAAUUUUAUCACAAAUGCUUAAAACAUUUAUCUUUCCCAUAUAUAAAGAAGGUACAGUUGCCUGCAUGCUAGUGUGUUUCUGAAGUCAAAGUUAUGAUUUUGAUAUUAAAUACUGGUUUGAUAUAUACUAUGCUGAGUGACAUGGAUAGAUUUUGAUAUGUGGGUGUUUCAUAAAGCUGUUCGUAAAGUUACGCACAACUUUACGAACGACUGGAACAUGUUCUUAGGUCAUAAAUCAAUUAUACAGGGAUAUCAUUUAGCAUAAGAAAGGAUCACCAGUUGACCGUAAAGUCAUUCGUAUCUUACAAACAGCUUUAUGAAACACCCACCUGGGUGGUGUUUCAUAAAGCUGUUUGUAAGAUACGAAUGACUUUACGGACAAGUGGAACAUGUUCUUAUACAUAAGUCAACUACAUAGGGAUAUCAUUUACCACAAGAAAGGGUCACCAGUCAUGCGUAAAGUUGUUCGUAACUUACGAACAGCUUUGUGAAACGGGCCCCCGGUCUAUUGCUUCAAUGGGCAAAUGACAGGUCUUGCAUGGUUAUAGGUUAUGUAGGGGGGGGGGGGGUUGUGUUGCACACAUUAUUUCAUAUUAAUCAAUUAUAUAAGUUCAAUGAUUUAUUUAACCUAAGGUCUUAUCAUUAGUAAAUGCCAUUUUCUAAUGGUCUUGCGAUUGAUAUUGAAAACAAUUAGUACUCUUAUUCCUGUAUUAUAGUGAUUGCUAGGGUAUAUUUGAUAAUACAGAGAUGCCAUAUCUCACCAUCACAUAAUUUCAAACUGAAUUCCUGAUCUGUAUUUACAAGUAUAACUAAAGAUACUACAAGGGGAAACGCUCGAUAAAUGCUCAUGGGGAAGGACGCCCACUAGCGUUGAGUAAGUAAUUCUUGGCACAUCGGCACGCUUCUGUGUAUAAAACAUAUGGGAAAAUGAAAGAGGGGAUUUUGGAGAGGGCACAAGGGCGGGGCAUAGGAAUAAUUCCAACUUUAAUACCCAGGAACCUCUAAAAUAUAUUCAUCUCUAAUUUCAUAGAAAAAAGAAUCAAAGAAAAAAAUUCUAAAAUGUAAAAAUCAUCUAUUUCUUCACCCCUUCACCAUUUGUCUCAUAUGUUUUGUACACAACCGUAUCGCGAUACGCAAAGGUAAAAAAAGGUUGUUACUUACUCAACGCUGUAGGGACGCUCUUUCCGAGUGUCCAAUCUUCCCCUUGUAGUAUCUUUGGUAUAACUAAUUACUACAACCCCUUUACCUAACAGAGCUGUUUUUCCCCUUCCUGCCAAGCAAUUAGUAGCAUAGCUAACAUCAUAAUGCAGUGAAAUAAGCUUGUAUUCCACCAUUAUUACAGGAAUUCUAUAAUCAUCCAAGAUGUUAUUUAAAUAUGGAGAAUUGUGUUAAGGGGGACAUGGAUUUAUUUAUGUAAUUUAUGAACAUAUUUCUGCCAUGAAUAUUUUGAUAAAUUUUAUUUUAUUUUCAUUAAAUGAAUAUGAGAAUUGUUUAUGAA
This is a messenger RNA of Lytechinus pictus (painted urchin), 3991 nucleotides long. RefSeq names its product growth hormone-inducible transmembrane protein-like. The transcript has 8 exons. Gene Ontology annotation, cellular component: mitochondrial inner membrane. Bases 274 to 1299 code for a protein of 341 amino acids. NCBI's taxonomy places the organism in Eukaryota, Metazoa, Echinodermata, Echinoidea, Temnopleuroida, Toxopneustidae. The record is from RefSeq and is a predicted model, not a curated record.